Molecule: messenger RNA, 1335 nt
Organism: Fomitiporia mediterranea MF3/22
Lineage: Eukaryota; Fungi; Basidiomycota; Agaricomycetes; Hymenochaetales; Hymenochaetaceae
Product: kinase-like protein
Exons: 6
Coding region: 1-1335 (444 amino acids)
Biological process (GO): protein phosphorylation
Cellular component (GO): nucleus
Molecular function (GO): ATP binding; cyclin-dependent protein serine/threonine kinase activity
Source: RefSeq, a predicted model, not a curated record
AUGGGCGGCGAUGAGGUAGAAGCAAUUACUAUUGACGAAGUGCGUCUAGUCUUACAAGGAUUAUACAUUCGACAAACUUAUGAUCUCGGAGAGACAGAACAAUGGAUCGCUAUCAAGUCCACACCCGCGAAACGCAAGUUCUCGCCAGAACCACACGAUAUUAUAAAGGAAAUUGAAUUACUUUCGAAGAUCUCUCAUAUUAAUAUUAUCGACGUUAUUGGAUCGAAGCGCACAGGCGCAACGAUUGAACUGUACACGCCUUGGAUACCUUACAGUCUCGAGAAUCUCCUUGAUACUCCAACUUUUACUCCUAGUCCGAUACCCACACAGAUUAAGCAUCUUGUUCGCGCUGCAUAUGUUGAUGCACAGAACCCAUCUAGAGAAGAAAUCUUCGAGGUUGUUACGAAGUCUAUCGUCUAUCAACUCAUCCGUGCCCUUGAAUAUUUACAUGGGUUGGAAGAACCUGUCGGUCAUCGGGAUAUCAAACCGAGAAAUGUCUUGAUAGAUCCAAAUGGAUGUGUUAAGCUCAUUGACUUCGGUAUCGCAUAUCAAGAGAGCACAAAUGCUGACGCUGGGAAUUUAUGGCCCGAAUCGAAAGACAAUAUGUAUAACGACGUCGCCACUGGACCAUUUCGAGCACCGGAGCUACUCUUUGGACCAAAAACGUACGAUGCAUGUGGUACAGACUUAUGGAGUCUCGGAUGCACCAUAGCACAUUUCUUCACACCCAUCCAGUUGCACCGUAAUUUAUACAUCGAUGACGAAAACGAUGAAGACGAACAAGCUUGGUCGAACGAUGACGAUAAGCCGAGACUGGCGUACUUAGUCCCAAAGGACGUCGACGCUGUCACUUUCCGCUCUGCGGAAUGGGCACGUCAACCGCUAUUUGAAGGCAGACGAGGAAGUAUUGGGCUUGCAUGGAGCAUUUUCAGUCUCAGAGGAACACCAAGUACGGAAAACUGGCCUUGCUUCGAGGCACUUCCAGAUGCCAACAAAAUCCAAUUCAAGGUUGUUCCGUCCCGCGAUAUCCGACUCCGUUUGCCGAACAUACCACCCAACACGCCGAGUACGGGUUCGGAGCACAAGGCGCCGGAACAGUUUGCUGCAACGCCAUUGGACCUCAUACAUCGUCUGCUCGUGUAUCCACCAGAAGAUAGACUGAAGGCCGCGGAUGCAGUCGAGCAUCCAUGGUUUACAACUACCCGCGAAGAAGACGUGUUCGGCACAGAUGGAAUGGAAUGGGAAGGGCUUGAAUUAUUGGUUGAAUACUGCGUUUGGGAAUCAGUAACCUUUACUAGUAGGCGCAUGCUUGUCCAAUGGAAAGAGACAGCAUAA